Monoraphidium neglectum is the source of this 552-nucleotide messenger RNA. RefSeq lists its product as hypothetical. The coding region runs from base 1 to 552 and encodes 183 amino acids. The transcript has 3 exons. The record is from RefSeq and is a predicted model, not a curated record. Lineage: Eukaryota; Viridiplantae; Chlorophyta; Chlorophyceae; Sphaeropleales; Selenastraceae.
AUGCAGCUCACCCAAGCCCAUUCCGCCACCCUGGCGGGAUGGCGUAGCAAACUGAUCGGGGUAAUUCGCCCUGCAGUCACCACGCGCAGGGUGGUGCUCGCCGAGGCCCCGCGCCGCGGCGCCACCCAGGCCGCAGUCGCGAACCGGGUUGAUGCCCGCACUGCCGCCGCCGCGGACGCCAUUCUGCGCUCCCCCCUGGCGCUCGACCUCAGCGCCGACUCCCGCCUGGCCAUCGUCGCCCGCAACCUGGAUGAGGAUGAGAUUUCUGAGGCCGCCGUGCGCCUGGUGCGCGAGCACGGCCUUAUGCUGGCCAAGUCCAUGAUUGCCGAGGACCCCACGGUCCUGUCUGGCUCCAACUCUGAGGACGUGGCCAUUUUCAAGGCCCUGCAGGUGGGCAUUCUCAGCCGGGCUUUGCGGGCCACGCCGCCCCGGCCGCGCCCCGCGCGGCCCGGCCGCGGCACUAGAUGCCCCCUGUCAGCGCCACGGCGACACGGGCGCGCGACCCGGCCGUCGGGCCUGCAUUGGCGCGCAGGCGGCCCCUGGAAGCCCUAA